Messenger RNA from Colletotrichum truncatum, 276 nucleotides. RefSeq lists its product as uncharacterized. NCBI's taxonomy places the organism in Eukaryota, Fungi, Ascomycota, Sordariomycetes, Glomerellales, Glomerellaceae. The record is from RefSeq and is a predicted model, not a curated record.
AUGAAGAUGCUGGUAUUUCACUGUUGCCAACUCGCAAGGAUGCAAACUAUUAUUGCUUUCAUGUCGGAUUACUACGACCUUUCUGGCUUGAUUUUAGGGACACACUUUCCCUAUUCUCUUUCCUUUAGUUUUGUUUUCGGUCACGGACGAUCCAGGUUGGCUGUAAUAAGAGGUUUACAGCCGCAAGUUUUCGCUUUUUUUCUACUGGUGGAUUCCGGCAUUGGACGAUUGAGAGUGAGAGAGUGUGUGUGUGUGGCAGAGGAUUGGAAACGCUGA